UAUUUGAAGUGGACCUUGACCGCAGGGAUUGAUGACAUUAAGUUCACGUUUGAUCACCAAAGCUUUUCCUGUAUCUCUCCUCAGAGGCUACAAAGUCGACAUAUUUUCAGGAUUAUUGUCCAAAGAAGCUUCUCCCGCGUAAUUUGAAGAGGUAAAUUGUACUCAUUCAGGUGUAGAUAUGACUUCACACCUUCCUGGAGCAGAAACCCUCAAUGGAGAGAAAGACUUGGGGACUUCUCUUCCAAAGCAGAUGCAAUGUUAUAGACGUGAUGAGGGCAAUGAGCCAUGCACAUUGACAGAAGAACCUUUGGGGAAAAAAGAGGACUGUACUGGUCUUAAGGGCACUAAAAAGAUCUUCAAUAAGGGUGAAGGGAAAACCCCAGCCAAUGAAGACAGCAACAACAUGCUAACUCCUACCAACGAAAGCGAAGAGGAGCCAGAAAAGUCUCGUCCUAAAGACUUGAAAAUUGGUCCACAAAAAGAAAAGGAUGAGGGAUGUGAAUUGACAGACGAAACUCGGGAGGAUGAUAUGGACCGUACUCAACUCGACAGCUCACCUGAACCACGCAGUGAGGCCGAAGAGAAAAGCCGUGCCCAUAAAGACAAAGACAUUCCUUCUCCUGGUUUUAAUAAUGAAGAGGAGUGUGAGGACGAUGAAGGGGAUUGCAAUCAACAGGGCGGAUCUAUUGUAUUUAAUGAGGGCGUUAACAACGAAUCAUGGCAUAUCCGUGUCUUCAGCGGGUUAUGGAAAGCUUUGGUUACCAUUUUGUCUCUGUUAACAAAAGGGGCAGAGAAAAACAACAACGCCCAGAUUAAACGCCCUCCUUAUGAUACGAUAGUCUCCAAUUCAAGCGAUGGCCCGGUCGCCAACGCUUCUGAUGUUUCUCCUGAAGGUAUGUAUGUGUAUAUCCAGAAGCUCGAAAGAAGGGUAGCUGACCUGGAGAGAAUGCAAUUUCAUUCAAAAGAAACGUGUAACUGUGCAGAGAAAAUGAUCCAAGAAAUAGUCCAACGCGACUCACAACUGAAUGAAAUAAAUACCCUCACAGAGAAGAUGGAAAAGAAGAUCGCCCAGUGUGAUUUGCAUUUGAUGGAAUGCGAUAAUCAUGAAAAGAAUAUGGAGAGGGUGAUAGCUCAAAUCGAUUCACAACUGAAAGCAUCGAAAAAUCGCGAAGAGCAAAUUGAUAAGAAGAUGGCCCAGCACGGCAUGCUCAUGAAGGAAAUGAAAAACCAUGGAGAGAUUACAGAGAGGAAAAUGGCCCAACAUGAUACACAAUUGAUAGAAAUGGAAAAUAGUACAAGGGAGAAGGAGACUAAAAUGACCCAAAUUUCCUCGAAAUUGCGAGAGGUAGAAGUUUGUGGGGAGAUGACGAAGAAGAAAAUGGCCCUACAAGAUUUUCAGUCCCAAGAAAUGAGUAAACGGGUAGAGAAGAUUGAGAGAAAAGUUGCCCAGCACGACUCGCAAUUGCAAGAGAUGGAUAAUUGUGGAGAGAUGAUGAAGAAGAAAAUGGCCCGGCCAGAUUUGCAUUUCAAAGAAAUGGGUAAACGGGUAGAGAAGAUUGAAAGAGAAGUUGCCCAGCUCGUCUCGCAAUUGCGAGAUGUGGAUAAUCGUGGAGAAACGAUGAAGAAAAAAAUGGCCCAACAAGAUAUGCCGUCCAAAGAAAUGGGUAUUCAGGUAGAGAAUAUUGAGCGGAAAAUUGCCCUGCACGACUUGCAACUGCAAGAUAUGAAUAAUCUUGGAGAGAUGUUGAAGAAGAGAGUGGCUGAAGACGAAUUCCAGUUGGAAAAAAUUAUUCACCGUACAGAGAAGCUGAAGAAGGAAAUGGCCCACUACGAUUCGCAGUUGCAAGAGAUGGGUGACCAUUGUGAGUCGAUGCAGGAGAAAGUGGCCCAACACGAUUCACAUUUUGAAGAAGUGAGAAAUCGGGCUGAUAGGAUGAAGACAGUGUUGGCCCAACAUGAUGCACAAUUGAAAGAAAUCGAUCACCAUAAAGAGAGGAUGGAAAAGGGAAUUCGAGAAGUAGGCGAAGAAAUGAAGAACCAUUAUGUCCUUAUCUGCAUGCAAGACGAGAAGACCGUCCAUGUUCAGAGGCACUUCGACAGAGUGUUACAACAGCACAUGAACAACUGCCGCAAUGCUGAAACCCAGAUACGAGAUAGCUUAAAUGAUCUGAUUGUGCGAAUUGACACCUUAUUCGCAAUGUCUACUCCAAGUAUACCGGCUGGACUGUAAUGUUUUAGUCAUCUCCUGGUGCAGUUGCUUUUAUCAUCAUGUAGGCUGAUGAACAAAACUGAAUUGAUUACUUUUUUUAUCAUUUUUACUUUUUGCAUGGCACAAACAGUGUUAUCCCUUUUUCUAGCAUUAUAGGAAUUAUUUGUUUUAGCUAAAACCUCAUAGUAUACUUGUAAAGGAACAUAUGAUAUAAGUCAACACGUUCCAUGCAAAUUGGUUAACAAUGACGGUUCAACCGACAGUUUAAUGCUAAUAAAUAGUUAAUUGGCCAAGGGGUUUUCAGGAGAGUUCCGGUGAAAGCCAGCGGACUACAGAUGUGGCCAGAAAACGACUGAAAAUACCCUAAGCAAUAAACCAGGGCUUACUUACCAUAAUUACCGAAACACUUGAGAAAUAUAUUAUUGUAAUUCCCAAAGGAGUUGUCUUCUGGCGUUUUUUUUAUUCUAAAAGCUACAUAACAAUAUAGAUAUUAUUAGUAACAUUGUUAUGAGAUUCCAAUGAUUGCUGCUGAGCAGGAGACAAUUGCGCUAAUUAGUGUGUGAACAGGAGACAAUCGCGUUAAUCAGUAGGUUCAUGGCGUUCAUUAGGGAAUUUAAGCAAACCACGACAGCUACGGCAACGAGAACGUGGAAAAACAAUAGAUCUAAUUGGCAGAACA
Molecule: messenger RNA, 2888 nt
Organism: Stylophora pistillata
Lineage: Eukaryota; Metazoa; Cnidaria; Anthozoa; Scleractinia; Pocilloporidae
Source: RefSeq, a predicted model, not a curated record